GUGGUUUUAUUCUCAAGUGGUUGUCAGUUUCUACUGGUUAUCCCUGAUAAAUUAUCCGAGAUAUCCGGCGAAACAACGAUCGAUAAGAUAGAGUCUCAUGUCCGAUACGACAGCGAAAAGGAUUCAGCUCACGUCGUCAAAAGCGGCCCCAAACUGGUAACGACCACUCACAACCCCGGAAGAAUGUCGCUGCGGGAAUUGCGGCGGCUGUGGGGUCAAAGGAAGCAAAGUUGCGUCCCUUGCGACCCCGGAGGGGGCCAAGAACAAUCUCAAGAACCUAAGCCGUCUCUGCCUCUUCUGCAGGUCUGGCCUUCUCAAGAUUCUCCCCAGGGUGACGCGGACGGGCAGUAUUUUCUCUUCCCUCAACCCGACGACCCGUCUUCUUCGUCGUCGGCCCACCACGACUCCGGCAUCGAUUCCGUUCAGGCGAGCCCAUGCGGCGUUACCACUUCACCUGGCCUGACGGUAACCUCGCCUUCUGCGCUGCUCCAUCCUAAUCACGCCCGCCUUCUGCGGAGGCCUUCAUCGCCCGAGCAGAGCACGUCGGUCGACGAACCCGACGUUGGGCCCGCGUCCGCAUCCUCUUCUACGGCAUCGUCCCUCACUUCAGUCGCCGCCGCAGCAGCUGCCGUUUCCGCAGUAUCGAGGGACAACUGGGAAAGAGACAGAAGGCGCAGUUCCACGAUGACCGCCAGGUAUUCUCUGUUGGACGCUCUGGAUUUGGAAUAUGCCCUUCUACGAGCAGCAGCAAGGGGUUCAGUGGGCCCGUACUCGCUUUCGGAAUCCAUCCACAAGCUGACUUUUACCCAGUCCCUGGCGUUUCCCGGCUUGGCGCGUGGUCUCGCCGGCAAAAGAAGACGGUCAUUCUACGCGAGAUCGGCACCGGCGGAAUCCGGAGAGACCGGGCUCAACGCCUUCGCCAAGAUCGUCACCGCACUCGUUCUCAUGCUCGUCUCAGUCAUGGUCUUCGGCGUCGUAUACAAGUUCGUCAAAACGUGAGGUUUGCUCCUGUCCCUCCAGCAGGGACAACCCGCCAUCCAGCCAAAUCAGCCAAACCAGCCUAUUGUUCACUAUGGUAAGAGUUAGUAAGAUCUAUCGUUAAAUGGAAUUUAAAACGCUUAAUUUAAGCGCUUCCAUUGUAAAAUCAAAGAUUCGAGACAAAAACAGGGUGUUUUUCAUAACACGAGUGAAAAGAUUCUUGUUCGUAUAUCAGUCACCAUCUCUGAUCUGAAUUUUCUCAUAUUUUGUUGUUUCGUUUUAAAUUUCAGUUUUGAGUAAAGCACAUCAGUGAAAAAACUAUGUGAUAUAACUUGUGCUUGUUGAAUAAUAAUAAUAAUAAUAAUAAACAUAAUUGUAAAUGAACAGGAAAUUAUCUAAGAGAAACUUAUUGCUCAAUAUUUAUGCCGCUUCAUAGAAAAUGUUCGAGUGUGUAUACGUGUAUAAUAAGUGUAUAUACCAAAUUCCAAAAAUUGAGUUUUGAUCAAUUUUUUGUAUACAUUAAUAUAUUGGCGGAUUUGACCUGACAUGGGGAGAAUUGAGCUAUGUAGCUUGUGCGUUUUGGUUUAUAUUUUAUGUUUUAAUAAUAUAUUAUAAUUUUCUGAUUUUUGCAUUUAAACCGUUCGCCUGAUAACGAGACAUACCCCGUAAGUAAAAGCAACAAAUAGCGAGAAAAUGCUGAUCAGAAGACUAAUGAAACUCAUAAAUCGGAAUUUUUUGUACGAUUUUUGUUUUUCAUUAUAAAGAAUCAAUUCUAAAUCUAAAUAUGAAAUCCAGUCUUUCUUUCUUAUUAAAGAAUUCGUUUCUUUGGUGCGUUCAGAAAACAUUUUGACCGAUAGGGAAAAGUGUUGUAUUAAUUCUAACCUCAUUAUUUAAAAUUUAACUUGAAAUAUUUUGUAACUUGGCAAAAAAUUCGCGACCAAAAGUUGUUACCUAUAUUUAUCAAAUCCAUUUUUUUUCAUCAGCUUGUAUUGAUGGCAUCCAUAUCAUUUAUAAUUAUGAAUACCGUUGAUUCGCCUGAUCAUCUGGAAGGAAAGGUAGAAACGGUGGAAAAUUGAGCUAAACUGUGCCAUGUUUAAUAUCGAACUCACAAAAUUCCGUACAAGGUACUGACAGUGCAUUUAUGACUAAUUUAUCAAUGACUGCUCAUUGCAUACGUAAUUUCAUUUUGGUGGACUCUCAUUAAUGUUAAAAAAAUGUACAAAAUAAAUAUACAGAAGACAGUAUUGAUUGCAGAAUUAAGCUUUCAAAAACAUAUCUUUUAUAUUCCAUAAUUUAAAAAAAAGAAACGUAUAUCAAUAUUUAGAUGUGAAUAUUACAUUGUGGUAUCAUGUAAGUGAGUGGAAUUUUUGCCGUUGUAAGUAAAAUGAUGAUAAGCCUUUUAUGCUGAAUAUUGUCUUUCAAAACUUAUAUAAUAAAUGUACUAUUUUGUAAACUAUUUCUUGGUGUAAAUAAAAGA
Molecule: messenger RNA, 2455 nt
Organism: Cimex lectularius (bed bug)
Lineage: Eukaryota; Metazoa; Arthropoda; Insecta; Hemiptera; Cimicidae
Exons: 5
Coding region: 184-999 (271 amino acids)
Source: RefSeq, a predicted model, not a curated record